Molecule: messenger RNA, 913 nt
Organism: Dendrobium catenatum
Lineage: Eukaryota; Viridiplantae; Streptophyta; Magnoliopsida; Asparagales; Orchidaceae
Product: 65-kDa microtubule-associated protein 3-like
Exons: 4
Coding region: 222-905 (227 amino acids)
Biological process (GO): microtubule cytoskeleton organization
Cellular component (GO): spindle; cytoplasm
Molecular function (GO): microtubule binding
Source: RefSeq, a predicted model, not a curated record
AGUAGCAAUUACAAAAAGUUGCCGACGGUAACAAAAAAAAAUGGCAAUAGAGAGAGAUAUAAGAGGAGAGAGAUAGUAGAGGAGAGAGAAUUAUGAUUUUGAAUUCAAUUUUACUUGCAUUUAUUGAUCAGCCUUAAAUUCUAAAAUAUUACAUUAUUUUUCUAUGAUUAUUCUUUGUCGCAUCUUAAGCAGCGAUUGUGGAGACUUUGACCACCAAAAUUAUGUCAUGGGAGAACGAGAGGGGGACCGAAUUCAUAUAUGAUGGUGUCAGCCUUUUGUCCAUGCUGGAAGAGCACACCAUCCUGAGGCAAGAGAAAGAACAUGAAAGAAAGAGACUGAGGGACCAGAGAAGGCUUCAAGGGCAGCUUGUAGCCGAGAAGGAAGUAAUGUUUGGAUCAAAACCAACUCUUUCGAAGUCCCAGUCGGCCAAGAAAUUUGCUGGAACUUUACCUUUAGGACCAACCAGAAGGCUAUCGGUCGGGGGAGCCACAUUGCAGCCUACAAGAUUAGAUUCACUUCCUUCAUUCAAGUCUCCUUCGUCUGCAAAGACGCCUGAUUCUCUUUCUGGAGGCACGGGAGACCCAGAAUUUCAAUCUGUUGAUCCUGACGCUUCUGACGUAGAGACUCCUCGUAGGCCCUUCACGCCCUUAAGCCGUCCCCACAGCAUACAGUUACCAUCCCCAUAUAAACGUAUAAGCAACACCGAAGAGGAAAACAUGAUACCUAUGGGCUCUUCAGCAGUCUCAGCUCUGAAUUCACCCAGAACGGUGUCUACGCCAAAGCAGAUGACAGCAAAGCUUGACCCACCUGACUUUGCCCAAGAGUCUACAGCACUGAAAAUGGAGCCACCGGAGAUGGAGAUAUCCUUUGAAGAACGUAGGCUUGCAUUGCUUUUGAAAGAUUAAUCAUUCUG